GGAAAGCCUAAUUGAGACCCGAAAGCCAUUGCAAAUGCAUAAAAAGCGUAGGAUACGAGCUCUCUUCAAACAGUACAGUAUUCAUCAAUACGGAAUGCAGGACCAACUGGAUCACGAGCUGGAGCGGAUCGACAAGCUGCCAAAACUGGGCCUUCUGUGGGUGGAGUACAGUGCCUAUGCACUGGGAGUUAAUAUUGCACCGAGAAAGCGCAGCUCCAAAUACUGUCGAUUAACUCGCAUUGCGGUAUUGAUUGUUAACUUGAGCAUCAUCUACAGUUUGGUCGCCUUCAUCAUGGAGAACUAUAUGAUCUCCUUCGAGACCUACGUUGAGGCUGUUUUACUUACCUUUCAAUUAAGCGUUGGUGUGGUCAAGAUGUUUCACUUUCAGAGCAAAGUAGAAUCGUGUUCCCAACUUGUGUUUUCUACAGAGACUGGCGAGGUAUUAAAGUCACUGGGUCUUUUCAAUUUGGAACUGCCGAGAAAAAAGGAACUGCUGAGCUCAGUUAGUUUGAUUUUGCUUAACAAUUGGAUGAUCAUCGAUCGUCAGGUGAUGUUCUUCUUCAAGAUCGUUUGCAUGCCGGUUCUAUACUAUUGUGUGCGACCAUACUUUCAAUAUAUCUUCGAUUGCUAUAUCAAGGAUAAGGAUACAUGUGAAAUGACCUUGACUUACCCGGCAAUUGUGCCUUAUUUGCAAUUGGGAAAAUAUGAAUUUCCCUCCUAUGUGAUUCGCUUCUUUUUACUUCAAUCUGGACCUCUUUGGUGCUUUUUUGCGGUUUUUGGUUUUAACAGCCUUUUCGUGGUCCUUACCAGAUAUGAGUCUGGUCUGAUAAAAGUACUAAGAUUUCUGGUCCAAAAUUCCACAUCGGAUAUCCUGGUUCCCAAGGACCAAAGAGUCAAAUAUCUUCAAUGUUGCGUGAGGCUUUUUGCUCGCAUAUCCAGCCAUCACAAUCAAAUUGAAAACCUCUUCAAGUAUAUAAUCCUGGUUCAGUGUUCCGUGAGCAGUAUUUUGAUCUGCAUGCUGCUCUACAAGAUUAGCACAGUUCUGGAAGUUGGCUGGGUGUGGAUGGGCAUGAUUAUGGUCUACUUUGUGACCAUAGCUCUGGAGAUCACUCUGUACAAUGUGAGUGCACAGAAGGUGGAGAGCCAGAGUGAACUGCUGUUUCAUGAUUGGUACAACUGUAGUUGGUAUAAUGAGUCUAGGGAAUUUAAGUUCAUGAUCAAAAUGAUGCUGCUUUUUUCACGUCGAACUUUUGUUUUAAGCGUUGGUGGGUUUACAAGUCUAUCCCACAAAUUCCUAGUGCAGGUCUUUCGGUUGAGUGCAAACUUCUUUCUGCUCCUGCGCAACAUGAACAACAAAUAG
This is a messenger RNA of Drosophila mauritiana, 1360 nucleotides long. RefSeq names its product odorant receptor 67b (gene Or67b). Lineage: Eukaryota; Metazoa; Arthropoda; Insecta; Diptera; Drosophilidae. The transcript is spliced from 10 exons. Gene Ontology annotation, cellular component: plasma membrane. Gene Ontology annotation, molecular function: olfactory receptor activity; odorant binding. Gene Ontology annotation, biological process: detection of chemical stimulus involved in sensory perception of smell; sensory perception of smell. The coding region runs from base 35 to 1360 and encodes 441 amino acids. The record is from RefSeq and is a predicted model, not a curated record.